AUGGUCGAUCAAGCUAGAAAUGCUGGUGCUCCCGCCUUCCACUUCGACCCCAAUGCUACUAUAGAAGAAAAGCGUUCUCAGGUCGCUGCCGCUAUCCCUCCCGAGCUUCAGCAUCUUAGACGGAACAAGGCUACGGCCAUCGCAACGGAUGUCGAUGACGGUACUGGCCCGGAUGAAGAGCUCCCGGAACCGACAAAAGAAGGUGUUGUCGAAGUGAGCAAGGAUGAACAGAGCAAAACUCUAGCCAAUGGGGACGCUGCCGAGGUCCCAUACUCGCGAACAGGCUGGGCUCCUCAGAUUGGAUGGCCUGUCGAGAGCGCGCUUGAGGCUGAGAGCCUGCUCGAUCACACUACAUGGGUUGAAAGCCAGCUGCCGGAUCAUCUGUUUGGAGAUUGGUACCACAACACCGGCGUUAUUAUCUUCGCAUGUAUUGCCUCAUGGCUUGUAGCGGUUUUCGGUGGCGGUCUCGGCUGGGUAAUCAUGGUCAUGGCAAUUUGCGGCACCUACUAUCGGACUUCCUUGAGACGAGUGCGCCGGAACUUUCGUGAUGACAUCACCCGAGAGAUGGCCCUUAAGAGGCUCGAGGCUGAUCACGAAUCUCUUGAGUGGAUCAAUUCAUUCAUGGUCAAGUUUUGGCCUAUCUACCAGCCCGUCCUCGCCCAAACCAUCGUCAACACUGUCGACCAAGUGCUAUCCUCUGCGACACCGGCUUUUCUGGACAGUCUCAAACUCAAGACCUUCACGCUGGGUACUAAGCCCCCCCGCAUGGAGCAUGUGAAGACGUACCCCAAUGUUGGAGACGAUAUUGUUAGAAUGGACUGGAAAUUCAGCUUCACGCCCAAUGACACCACCGAUAUGACUAAGAGGCAGAUCAAGAACAAAAUCAACCCCAAAGUUGUACUGGAAAUCCGAGUCGGAAAGGCCAUGAUCAGUAAAGGCCUUGACGUCAUUGUCGAGGAUAUGGCCUUCUCGGGUAUCAUGCGACUCAAUAUCAAGCUGCAGAUUCCUUUCCCCCACGUCGAGAAGAUUGAAAUGUGUUUCCUGGAGAAGCCAACCAUUGACUAUGUUUGCAAGCCCCUCGGUGGUGAGAGCUUUGGUUUUGAUAUCAAUUUCAUUCCGGGUCUGGAAAAAUUCAUCUUGGAACAGAUUCAUGGCAACCUAGCGCCCAUGAUGUAUGCUCCUCACGUCUUCCCUAUCGAAGUCGCCAAGAUGCUUGCGGGAUCACCCGUCGAUCAGGCCAUUGGUGUGCUCGUCGUGACACUUCACGGAGCACACAACCUCAAGAAUACCGAUAAUUUUGCGGGCACCGUUGAUCCAUACGCCGUUCUUACUCUCAACCGCCGCCAAGAACUUGCGCGAACGAAAACUAUCGACGAUAAUCCCAACCCGAGAUGGAAUGAAACUCACUAUAUCAUUGUUACUUCUUUCAACGACACUCUGGACAUUCAGGUCUUCGACAAGAAUGGCUUCCGCAAAUCCAAAGAAUUGGGUGUGGCGUCUUUCCCCUUGGAGAGAAUUGAGGAACUUCAUGUGUACGAAAACGAACGCCUCGAAGUUCUCGCUGCCGGCAAAAACCGUGGUGUGGUCUCUUGCGACCUCCGUUUCUUCCCAGUCCUCGAAGGCCUGAAAGGCGAAGAUGGCAAAGUGGAGCCUCCUCCGGUCUCCAAUCAGGGUAUUCUGCGCUUCACUGUUGAGCAGGCCAAAGACUUGGAUGGAACCAAAAGUCUCGUCGGCCUUCUCAACCCCUAUGCUGUCAUGUUCCUCAACGGUAAGGUCAUCCACCAGACAAAGAAGCUUAAGCGAGUCAACAACCCCAUCUGGGACAAUGGUUCCAAGGAAAUUCUCAUCACAGAUCGCAAGAGGGCAAAACUUGGCGUUACUAUCAAGGAUGACCGAGACCUUGCCUCUGAUUUGACCCUCGGAAAAUACCAGAUUAAGCUCGAUGACCUACUGGAAUGCAUGGAACAAGGUAAAGAAUGGUAUCACCUCGCAGGCGCUCAAACCGGCCGCGUCAAGAUGAUGGCGCAGUGGAAGCCAGUGGCCAUUUCAGGCGUAGCUGGCACCGGUGGCUACAUCACACCAAUUGGCGUCAUGAGGCUUCAUUUCCAGAAGGCAAAUGAUCUCCGUAACUUUGAAGCUUUUGGCAAAUCCGAUCCAUAUGUCCGAGUUCUUCUUUCUGGUAUUGACAAGGCGCGAACGGUAACUUUCAAGAAUGACCUGAAUCCUGUAUGGGAUGAAGUUCUCUACGUUCCUGUUCAUUCUGCUCGAGACAGACUCACUCUUGAGGUAAUGGACGAGGAGAAGGUUGGCAAAGAUCGUUCCCUCGGAUUGUGUGAAGUUUCUGCAGCGGAUUAUAUUCAGCAAGAUGAGCUUGGCGAGUAUCUCGUGCAUGAUACAAAGCGCGUUCUCCAGAGCGAACUUCGCAUUCACGGCAAGGGCAUUUCCAAAGGUACACUGACCUACACCGUUGCAUUCUAUCCCUGCCUGAACAUUGCCGAUCCUGAAGAGGAGGAGGAGGAGGCAGCAGAAGCUGCUGAAGAAAAUGGCGAUGAACCCAGGGCCUCCCUUGACAGACCACAAAGCUCCGCCUCUAAAUCUGCACCAAAGCCUUCUCUCGACGCAUCCAGAAAAUCAGUUGAUGUGUCCAGGAAAUCGGUUGAUACGGCCAAGUUGAGCGCUGCUACAGGGGAAGAUGGCCGGCCGAUCUCGCCGGCAUCUAUGAGGUCGUCGAUGUCAGUAGAGAAGAAAGGACCGCCCAAGAUACGGCUGAGCCCCGAAGAAUUGCUCAGAUAUGAGAGCGGCGUUCUCAUCUUCAGACUAUUGGAAUCGGAGAUGCCCGAGAGGGAUAGCCAACUGGAAAUUUACGUGGACGAUAUGGCUUACCCGUCCUAUACAUCUACAAUAGUGCCAUCAAAAUCUCACAAAUUUGACGAGAUUGGCGACUGUAUCAUCCGAGAGCUCGACUUUUCUCGUUUGACGAUCAAGGCGCGAAAGAAGGGCGAUGAUGCCGAAGAUACUCUGGCGUACUUGUCUGGCAAUACGUUGGAGACUUUGAAGCAAUGUCUUAACAAUCCCACAACAUUGAAGCUCAAGAGCGAUGAUGGCAAGUCCAGCUGGGUUAAGGUUAGCCUCAAAUAUAUCCCCCUCAAGAUGGACUUGGACCCCAGCGAAAGUAUCAACAACAUGGGCAACCUCCGCGUCGAUGUCUUGAGCGGCACAGACUUGCCAUCGGCAGACAGAAACGGGAAGAGCGACCCUUACUGCAAGUUCGAGUUGAACGACGUGGAAGUAUACAAGACCAAGGUACAGAAGAAGACAUUAUCGCCAGUGUGGAACGAGUUCUUUGAGGUCUCUGUGCCAUCAAGGACAGGAGCCCACUUUGUGUGCAACGUCUACGAUUACGACUUUGCGGACAAGCCUGAUUUCCUGGGCGCCACCGUCAUCAGACUAGACAAUCUCCAGCCUUUCAAGGCCAUGGAGCAGAGCUUCCCGCUGGAUGGCAAGUCGGGAAGCAUUAAACUCCGAAUGGUUUUCCGUCCCGAUUACGUUACUCGUGCAAGACAAGGCACGUCAACGUUCCAGGGAACUUUUGGCGGUACCUCUCGCAUCGUUACUGGAGUAGCUGGAGUGCCGUUCAAGGGAGCCACCGCUGUAGGACACGGCGUGGGCAGAGGUGCCUCGUUCUUGAAGCGCGGCAUCCUUGGUAAAAAGGAUCGAGAUGACCCCAACGGUUCGUUAUCGGAGCUCACAGAGGUGCCUACAGUACCAAGCAUCAUCACCAAUGGCAGUGAUUUCCCCAUCAGCAACAGCAAUUCCAACCCCAGCACCAGGCCAACAACCAGCGCCGUGGAUGGUUCUAGGGAUAUCCCUCCGCAUCUGACACCCGAGGGCUCUGGUCAUAAUAGAACCAGGAGCUUCGGCAGCUCUUCGGUGCACAGCGCCAUGGGCUUUGGAGCUCCCACCGGAACAGCAACGUUUACCAUUGUUGGCGCUUCUGGCUAUUCUCAGUCCACAGACCUGUACAUCCUCAUCACCCAAAUCUCGCCUAGGGAAAAAGUUGUUGGAAAAACGAAGCACUACAAGUCGCCCAAUGGGCAGUGGACCUAUGACGAGACGUUCCGUUUCAGCUGCACUCCUGAUGCACAGUUCAAGAUUGAGGCCAGAGGUGAACAUUUGUUUGGUAGCGAUGAUGGUCUAGGAGAGCAUUUUUACUUUGUGGACGAGCAUGGUAGCGCUGGUGCAAAGGAUCUCAGUGUUGGCGCUGGCACGGUGACAGUCAAGAGCUCUUUUCAACCUGCGGAGGAGAAGUAUCCCGACAGCCCCAAGUCCUUCUCACGACGCGGCUUUCUGAGCAAGCGAGAGCCGCGGAGUCGGGACCCAACGCCAAAUCCUUGA
This is a messenger RNA of Trichoderma harzianum CBS 226.95, 4395 nucleotides long. RefSeq lists its product as hypothetical. Lineage: Eukaryota; Fungi; Ascomycota; Sordariomycetes; Hypocreales; Hypocreaceae. Gene Ontology annotation, molecular function: lipid binding. The transcript has 4 exons. The coding region runs from base 1 to 4395 and encodes 1464 amino acids. The record is from RefSeq and is a predicted model, not a curated record.